Messenger RNA from Colletotrichum gloeosporioides, 912 nucleotides. RefSeq lists its product as uncharacterized. Bases 1 to 912 code for a protein of 303 amino acids. The record is from RefSeq and is a predicted model, not a curated record. NCBI's taxonomy places the organism in Eukaryota, Fungi, Ascomycota, Sordariomycetes, Glomerellales, Glomerellaceae. The transcript has a single exon.
AUGACGAUCGAAGAGCGACCUGACCAGUUCACCAACACCCGCAAAGCCGACUUCAACUCGAUCUAUAACCAAUCAGAUCCAAGAGCAUACUUCAAGGCUCUCACUCCACUUCAGUAUCAAAUUCCACAACAAGCACUUCCGUUCGUGGAGCGAAUCCUCGAUGUCUCUUCGCCUUCGAAAAGUGAUGAAAAUGUCAAGCCUCGUAAAGUUCUCGACGUGUGCUGCUCGUACGGAAUAAACGCCGCCCUCCUCCGCUACGACCUCACACUCGAUGCGCUAUCAGACCAUCUCGCAUCUUCUCCCAAACAAUCCGGCCGGGAACAGAUUAUCUCCGACAAGCGUUUCUUCGCAUCCAAGCUCAUCCACCCGGAGAUCGAAGUCCUAGGUCUCGACAUUGCUCCUGAAGCAAUUGCCUACGCGGUGAAGACGGGCCUGCUGAAAGAUGGAUGGGCAGAGAAUCUCGAGACAUCUGACCCAUCACUCUCACUGCACGAGGGAUUAAAAGACGUUCAGGUGGUAGUUUGCACCGGGGGAGUGGGCUAUGUUGGCGCGGACACCUUCUCACGCAUUGCUGACGCGGUUAAAGAUUCUUCGAAGCUGUGGAUGGUGACAUUUGUGCUCAGAGUCUUCUCGUUUGAUGGGAUUGCGGACGUCUUGGAGGAGAAACAUGGUCUCGUGACAGAAAAGGUUCCCGGAAAGUUUUUCCGUCAGAGAAGGUUCACGUCAAGGGAGGAGCAGAGUGCUGCCGUCGCUGACGUGAGAGCAAGAGGUUUGGAUACAAUGGGACUAGAAGAGGAUGGAUGGUUUUACGCGGAAUGCUACGUGACGAGGCCGCGGGCCUGCGAUUCCGACUUGGUGAUAUCCAGGGCAAGUUUUGGCACAUUUGAGUGUGCUUUUUGCACCAUGGGAUAG